AAAGCUAAAUGUUAACAGUAAAUUCUGAUUACUGAUAAAUUUCGAUUUUAUUUUAGUACAAUCUCGAAUGCCGAUAAAUAGACUCAAUAGCGACGCCUACAUUUCCAUUUACUUCUUCUAACUACUAUAAUAGUGCUACUAACACUAGUAGGCAUAGUAUUAACAAUAACAGUAGUUAGUGAAAAUAUUUAGAGGCUUUAAACUAAACUCAGAGCUGAGGCUGUUAUAUUAUUAAAAUUAUGGUAAUGCUUAUUCAUCUUUUAAUUAUCAAACCAUUUAAUUUUAAAUGUAAGCUAACCCCUACUUAGACUUAGUCUUAGUUAGUUACUUAGUAACUUCGACUUAGUUAACUUUGAGAUUAGAACUACUUUCGUUUUAAAAACCUUAAACUUUAAAAAAAUUAAAGGGAUAGAUAAUAUAUAUAUAAUAUAAUUACUUUUUAUUUAGAACAAAAUAAUAUAUAUUGAAUUGACUUUAUUGAGUGCUCUGCUGUGAAUCAAGAGUCAAGUCAAAAUAAAAGGGAUGAAACUUGUGGCUGUGGAAGACCAAUAAUACAAACCAAAUACAGAAAGAUACCGAAAAUCAUCUAGUGACUCAAAUGAAGAAUUGAGAUCCCUUAAUCAUUAGUUAAUGCUGAAACUAUGCUGGCACAUUGAUGAUGAAGAUCCCAUCAUCAUUAAUGCCACCAAGUUGACCUCCCAAGACGAAACUGAUGAAGAGCCCAGAGUAGAGACAACAAAAUUGUGGAAUACCUCAAAGAGACAUUUGGCCUUUGUGCAAGAAAGAUCUGAGGUUGUUAGCCUGACACUGCAGCCUACUCCCACAGAAGUAGCUGAUAGACCUGAUAGAAAAAAGUUUGUUUCCUUGGUAAAUGCAUGUAGCACCAUUAAGGCAUUAGGACUGAAAGAUAAAUCUUUGAAAUCUAAAACCUAAAAGUAAAAAUAGCCAUCUCAUCAAAGGAUAUUAAGUAAGGUAACGGUAUGAGAAACCUAUUGAAAUUACUUUAUUUUAUUUUUCCACAGCUAAGUCGUCUAGAGUGUGUGUUUCAAGGCUCACAUUAAAAAGAAAUCGCACCAUCUAUAAGAUGGAAGAGAAGAGCCCCCAUCUUACUUUUGGUAUUAUAGCAGAUGUUCAAUAUGCAGAUUGUGAAAAUGGUACAGACUUCAGCAAGACACGGAAGCGCUUUUACAGAAAUUCUCUGAAUCUUUUAAAAGGAGCUACUGACUAUUGGAUAUCUUUAGAGGAUCCAAUUUCUAUGGUUCUUCAGUUAGGUGAUCUUAUUGAUAGAAACAGUUGUUUUGGGGGUAAAGAAAGCAGUACAGAAGCUCUCAAUGUUGUAUUGCAGCCUUUAAAUUCGCUCACUGUCCCAAUAUGUCAUGUUUUAGGUAACCAUGACUUGUAUUGCUUUACACACUCUUUCUACCAGAAUUCAUCACUCCACAGUUCCCGUUCACUUAUACCUCACAGGGCUGAAACAUUUUCAGACAAUAUGUAUUAUACAUUUCUUCCCCAUCCAAAAUUGAGAAUUGUUGCCAUUGAUACUUAUGAAUUAGGGUUAUUAGGAUAUGAAGAUGAUUUAGAAAAUGAACAUUUUCAAACUGCUCAAAGCUUGAUCAAGCAGCAUAAUCCAAAUGAUGAUAUCACUUUGCUGGAAGGCUUCAACAAAAGAUGGGCAUCUUACAAUGGUGGUGCUAGUCAAAAACAGUUGCUUUGGUUAUCAAAUGUCUUAGAGAAUGCCCAAAACAAUGAGGAAAAUGUCAUAAUAAUAAGUAAGUUACAUUUGUUUUCGCAACAUUCAUACUGACAUUCAUCAUGUCAUUGAUGAGCUAUCCCUUUAAAAAUGUUCAAAUUUAAACUACUCCAGUUGUUUUUUUAAAUCUUUGAAAGACAUUCACAAAAUUCUAACAUAUUCAAAUCCAUUUCACUUUUAAGCCACAACUCAUUAUGAUUGUCCAACCACAUGUGGUCUUGAUUCGAAAAAAAUGCUAUAUUUAUAAUUUAAUGACCUACUGAUACCUAUUCUUCACACUUAUUUUACUGUUAUACAAUACCUGUAUGCCGUUUGCAUUGUUCAUGGAUGACUUACCUGUGAUUAAACAAAACACAAGAUACUAAAAUGUUGCACCUUAAAAUAACUUACAUAGUAAAAUAAACAGCCAACUCUAAUCACUGCAUUGUAUACAAAUAAAAUUUAUUAAAUUUAAUUUAAAAUUUUACAGUCGGUUUUAACAAAACGAACAUCAAAAAAGUUUUAGAUGCUCAUGCCUUGCCUAUAUUUAUCCAUUUUUACCUGCCUCUCAAACCAGUCGCUUUUAUAAAUAAACUCUAAUAAUAAGUUUAAGAGUACCAGUAAUUAAAGUAGAGUCAUUCUAUUUAGUAAAAUCAAUAUUUUAACAUCUAUUGAUUUUUUCAUCAUCAAGUUAUUUUUUUUAAAUGCUUGUCAUUAACAAACGAAAAGGUGACAUAAUCUUCUCUUAGAUACUUAUGACUUUUCUAUGCUUUGCAGGUCAUGUUCCCUUAUUGUGUGAUGAUGGCAUAUGCUUGGCUUGGAACUAUGAGGAAAUCAUAGAUAUCAUCAAACAGUAUAAAUGUGUUAUUGGGGUGUUUGCAGGACAUGAUCAUGCUGGUUGGGCUCAUUUUGACAAAAGUGGCAUUCAGCACAUUACUUUUCAGGGGGUCAUUGAGACACCCCCAGGGGAACAUGCCCAUGCUGUGGCUCGCCUGUGGAACCAUACCUUAUCUAUUACAGGGGUGGGAAGAGUGCCCAGUUUUAAUAUAUCCCUGCACUUUCCUAUUUAUGAAUAAACUAAUUAAGAUACUUAGAAUUUUACUAGUUGAAUUAGUAUUAGUAAGACAAAAUAUCCUUACAUGUAGGUCUACUAUGGAUUCAUAUUUUUCGCAUGGCUGCUUCUUUGUAAAAGAUAAAAUAUAAGAACAAGGUAUGCUAAACUUGAAUUCAUAGACUCAGGACAAAAGAUAAAACUGUUGAAUUUAUUUCAAGUUUUUAAAAUUUAAAUAUGAUCUCAACACACAAAAAGCAGGUGUAUUUAUUUAGUUCAGGGAGAUGGCCAGUUCACAGCAAACCACACUAUUUUGGUCAAAUUCAAAUUAAGCAUUUGUAUUGUUUUACAGAUACUUUAUCAUAAGUUUUAAAAAUGUGCAUGUGUAACAGUUACUGUAUCAUGAGUUGAAAAAAUGUGUAUUUGUAAGUUACUGUAUCAUAAUUUUUUUUUAAAUAUGUGCCGUAUCUGUUACAGUUACUGAAUUAUUAGUUUUAAAAAUAUGUAUGGAACAGGAAACAGUUGAGAUUUGAUGCCUUCAGACUUAAGGGGCUGAAAGUGGAAAUUUUACCAGCAUUUUCAUUUUAUUUAUUAAUGUGUUGAUUUUGUUCAAUUAUGGUUAAUCAAAAGAACAAAGCAAAAUUCCGCUGAAUAAAUACCUUUGGCAACUUAUGAAUUAGGCCUACAACUACAAUUAAUACAUUUAAUCUCUAUUUUUGUUUUCUCUGGUCUGUUUUUUUAUAAAAUUGAUUUAGGCUACCUUACUUUUUUUUAAAACUCUUUGAAAUGAAUGGUAGUUUAUUUUUUGCUGCAACUAGUGUUAGAGUACAGUGUAUUUUCUCAAUCAUGCAAAGAAAUUAUUGGACCAAAGUGUUCUCAUUCUUAUGUAAUCUUUAUAAAUAAAUAUUAACACUGAUUAUUUAUUAGGUAAUUUAAAGUUAUCUGGUAAAUAUGUUAAGUGGAUAAGACAAGGAGAUUUGGAUUUUUGUAAAAAUAUGCUUUGUCAUUGCUAUAGUUAGUGAACUUCAUUUAAUAAUAAGCAGGGUGUAAUCACAUUUUCUAAAUUAUAUUUUAAUUUAAAAAAUUAAUGAAAAAUUACAAUUUGCCAUUCCAAUUCAAG
Messenger RNA from Lymnaea stagnalis (great pond snail), 3900 nucleotides. Lineage: Eukaryota; Metazoa; Mollusca; Gastropoda; Lymnaeidae. The record is from the annotation of a GenBank genome assembly.